AUUCUAAUUUAUAAGUAAUAAUUUAUUAUAGCUACAUAAAAAUCAUUGAACUGUUGCUUUAAAGCCGCAUAUCUCUAGAGUAUCCGUUGGACUGAAACAAAACAAUGGAUGAAAACACGGAACAUGUUGAAACUUCCGCAGAAACCGCGUUUAAAAAGCCUGUGCUUUUCGGCCGCAUUGGAAAAUUGCCUAAAAAGGCUAAGACUGAACCUGAGAAGGUUCCCCCAUCCGAACAGAAGUCUGAGACGCCCAGCAAACCUGAAUCUAGCGCAAAAAGUAACCUACCGCCGGCGGUUUUACUGAAAGAGAUUUCUACUCCUAUACCGUAUAAAGAGCCUAAAUGGUCUGGUCUUUGCCCUGAUGGUUCCGAGUAUGCCCUGGAGGUCAUAAAGUCGGGUAUGAUAGUGGACAAAGUGCCACUCACGCAGCAACCAUACUAUGUGUUCGGGCGCCUCGCCAACUGUGAUGUCGUCAUGGCACAUCCUACUAUAUCCAGACAUCACGCAGUCCUCCAAUACAAAGCCUUCGCUGAGACUGACGAGCCACCUUCCGGCUGGUACCUCUAUGACCUCGGCAGCACCCAUGGGACACAUCUCAACCGGGACCGACUUAAGCCGAACCACUAUACCAGAGUCCGCGUGGGGCAUCAGAUCAAGUUCGGGAGCAGCACAAGGACUUAUAUACUUUUGGGCCCAGACUUCGAUUGCGAAGGCGAAUCCGAACUGAGCGUGACAGAGAUAAAGCAACGCGCGCAAAUCAUGAAGCAGGAAAGAGAGAGGAUGAUACAGGAGGCCGUGGAACAGAGGGAGAAGGAUAGAGAGGCAGAGGAGAGAAGGAAGGAAGAACAAGGCAUUGAUUGGGGGAUGGGAGAAGACGCAGAAGAAGAACCCGACCUCUCGGAGAACCCUUACGCGGCCACCAACAACGAGGAACUCUUCCUACAGGACCCUAAAAAGACCCUGCGCGGGUACUACGAGAGGGAGGGACAUGAACUCACCUAUCAUUGCGACGAGAGAGGCGCAGGACAGUUCUUAUGCAGGGUAGAGCUACCUAUAGAGGACGCCCGCGGCCAACCAGUCAUCGCCGAAGUGUUGCACAAGGGAAAGAAGAAGGAGGCGGUUGUGGCAUGCGCCCUUGCGGCAUGCCGCCUGUUGGAUCGUGCUGGGGUACUGCGACAGGCUAGCCAUGAGUCCCGUCGCCGCAAGCGGCGCGACUGGGGCGCCGACGACUACUACGACAGCGACGAGGACACGUUCCUCGACCGCACCGGAGCUGUGGAGCGGAAACGCGACCAGCGACGCGACAAGUACGGCGACAGUAAAGAGGAACCGCUCACUUACGACAAACUGUUGGAGCAAAUCAAAGAUCUAGAAGAGAAGAUAGCCGCAGAACAGAAGACUCUAGAACGACUCAGAGCCGCCAAGAACCAGCCCCAAGAUAUGGAGGACUACAUGCAAGCCAUACCCGGGACCACUAUGGCACAUAAGGCCGAGAUAUCUAAAACUAAGAUGGCCAUAAGUAAACUGCAGACCGAGUUAUCGUCCCGGCGGCGCCUCGCGCAGUUAGCCCGCCCGGCCGCCGCGCCGCCCAUACUCACCAAGACCACGCCGGGACUCAAGACCGCCAACUCUGUCGUCUAUGGGAAGAGAAUACGACUAAAAGACGACAAGAAGCAACUCCCGAAACCGGCUCCGCAAAAACAACAAGAAACAGAAUUCGUUGAAGAAAUGGACUCGGACGAGGACACAGAUAACAAAAUUAGUAAAAAUGUAGAUACAGCUACAGAUGAUAUAGACAAUGCCACAGACACAGAUAAAGCAGAGAUUAAAGAAGCGAAGAGAGUUUUUGGCCCCAUGAGGCCGCCGGACAACUAUGUGGCUCCGGAGAAUUAUUUUGAGCAAGAGUCCGAUAGGGAUAUGCCUGAAAUGACAGAUGAUGUGUAAAUAUAGUUGUAUUGAAUCA
Cydia amplana is the source of this 1962-nucleotide messenger RNA. RefSeq names its product kanadaptin. The record is from RefSeq and is a predicted model, not a curated record. Lineage: Eukaryota; Metazoa; Arthropoda; Insecta; Lepidoptera; Tortricidae. Gene Ontology annotation, molecular function: mRNA binding; protein binding. The transcript is spliced from 11 exons. Bases 105 to 1943 code for a protein of 612 amino acids.